Messenger RNA from Balaenoptera ricei (Rice's whale), 4245 nucleotides. RefSeq names its product X-prolyl aminopeptidase 2 (gene XPNPEP2). Lineage: Eukaryota; Metazoa; Chordata; Mammalia; Artiodactyla; Balaenopteridae. The transcript is spliced from 21 exons. Gene Ontology annotation, molecular function: metalloaminopeptidase activity. The record is from RefSeq and is a predicted model, not a curated record. Bases 276 to 2297 code for a protein of 673 amino acids.
CCGGGGCAGGCUCACAGCCUAUUCUGGGUGACAGGGAGCCAGCAGAGGCUGCCUGGGGCAGUCGAGUCUUCUCCACCCAGCCUGACUCCUGGAACCCUCAGAAACCAAAGACCAGAGGACUCUCCAUCCACCAGCUGGACACCUCCUCCCCAUUGCCAGCCCCCACCCCCUGGCUGCUCCUGCCCCGGAAAGGCCUGGAAGAAGAGACCAAGGAAACAGCCCUGCCCACUCUCCCUUGACCCUCCAUCCACCCAGCACCGGCAUCUGAAGACCCCAUGGCCUGGGCUCCCUGGGGCUGCUACCCCUGGCUUGUCCUCCUCUGUGCUUGUGCCUGGGGCCGCCCAAAGUCACUGGACCUGAGAGAGGAUGUGAGAAACUGUUCAAUCAGCCCUCCGUACCUUCCAGUUACUGUGGUCAAUACCACAGCGCAGCUCACAGCCCUCCGCCAGCAGAUGCACACCCAGAAUCUCUCUGCCUACAUCGUCCCCGACACGGAUGCCCACAUGAGCGAGUACAUCAGCGACUAUGACAAGAGGCGUGCGUGGAUUACAGGCUUUACGGGGUCUGCAGGAAUCGCCGUGGUGACCAUGGGGAAAGCCGCUCUCUGGACCGACAGCCGCUACUGGACCCAGGCUGAGCGGCAGAUGGAUUGCAUCUGGGAGCUCCAUAAGGAAGUUGGCACCACUCCUGUUGUCACCUGGCUCCUCACCGAGAUCCCUGUUGGAGGGCGUGUGGGCUUUGACCCCUUCCUCUUCUCCAUCAAUUCCUGGGAGAGAUAUAACGUGGCCCUCCGAGACUCUGGCAGAGAGCUGGUGUCCAUCACCGUCAACCUUGUGGACCUGCUGUGGGGGUCAGAGAGGCCUCCGGUGCCAAGUGAGCCCAUCUAUGCCCUGCAGGAGGCAUUCACAGGAAGCAGCUGGCAGGAGAAAGUAUCUGGCAUCCGCAGCCAGAUGCGGAAGCAUCGUGAGGCCCCAACUGCCGUGCUUCUGUCCGCACUUGAUGAGACGGCCUGGCUCUUCAACCUUCGCAGCAGUGACAUCCCUUAUAACCCCUUCUUCUAUUCCUACACGCUGCUCACUGACUCCUCCAUCAGGUUAUUUGCAAACAAGAGUCGCUUUAGCUCCGAGACCCUGCAGUACCUGAACUCUGGCUGCACGGGUUCCAUGUGUGUGCAACUCGAAGAUUACGGCCAAGUCCGUGACAGCGUCCAGGCUUACACCUCAGGAGUCGUGAAGAUCUGGAUCGGGACCAGCUACACCUCGUAUGGGCUCUAUGAAGUGAUACCCAAGGAGAAACUCAUAGCAGACACCUACUCCCCAGUGAUGGUAACCAAGGCGGUGAAAAACAGCAAGGAGCAGACCCUCCUCAGGGCCAGCCAUGUGCGGGACGCUGUGGCUGUGAUCCGAUACUUGGUCUGGCUGGAGGAGAACGUGCCCAAAGGCACCGUGGAUGAGUUCUCAGGGGCAGAGCUGCUGGAGAAGUUCCGAGGAGAAGAAGAGUUCUUCUCUGGAUCCAGUUUUGAAACCAUCUCUGCUAGUGGCCUGAAUGCUGCCCUGGCCCACUACAGCCCCACCAAGGAGCUGCACCGCAAGCUAUCCUCAGAUGAGAUGUACCUGCUGGAUUCCGGGGGACAAUACUGGGACGGGACAACAGACAUCACCAGAACAGUCCACUGGGGCACCCCCUCUGCUUUCCAAAAGGAGGCGUACACCCGCGUGUUGAUAGGAAACAUUGAUCUCUCCAGACUCGUCUUCCCAGCUGCUACAUCAGGGCGAAUGGUGGAGGCCUUUGCCCGCAGAGCCCUGUGGGAUGUUGGCCUCAAUUACGGUCAUGGGACAGGCCACGGCAUUGGCAACUUCCUGUGUGUGCACGAAUGGCCAGUGGGAUUCCAGUCUGGCAACAUUGCCAUGGCCAAGGGCAUGUUCACUUCCAUCGAACCUGGUUACUAUCAGGAUGGAGAAUUUGGGAUCCGUCUUGAAGAUGUGGCCCUCGUGGUAGAAGCAAAGACCAAGUACCCAGGGACCUACCUGACAUUUGAAGUGGUGUCGUUGGUGCCCUAUGACCGGAACCUCAUCGAUAUCAGCCUGCUGUCCCCCGAGCAGCUCCAGUACCUGAACCGCUACUACCAGACCAUCCGCGAGAAGGUGGGCCCCGAGCUCCAGCGGCGCCAGCUGCUGGAGGAGUUCUCCUGGCUGCAGCGGCACACGGAGCCCCUGGCCGCCAGGGCAGCGCCCACCGCCUCCUUGGCCCCUCUGAUGACAGUCUCUGCUCUCACCAUCCUCAGCUGGAGUGUCUAGCAGCUCGAGACUCCCCUCCUGACCCUCUCGCUCAGCUCCCCUCACCCCCCCACCCGUGCCCCAAGAGCCCCUGCUGACCCAUUGCUUGGAAACCACCGCCCUUAGCCUCCUUCUGCAGGGCCAAGCCCUAGGGGUGCAGGGCUUCUGGGUCACACCUUCCCCACCCCCCCAGCUCCCCCCGACACCUGGGCUUCGACAUUUCACUCUCAGCUCCCCAUCCCCAAACCCCCAGCCCCAGGAUACAGGAGCCAGCCGGUCCCUUUCCUCCCAUGGGCCCGGUAGGCCUAGCCUGUAACCUGGCAGAGGCUGUUGUCUGCUCCACCCCCACAAGACCAAUAUAGGACACUGCCCUACCCCCCGGGGGCUCCAUGGCCCUGGGAGAGCCCCACCUUGUCAGCACCUGCUGGAGAGAGCCAGACCCACACUGGCUCCUGACUUGUUGGUCUUCCCACAUCCUUGAGGCCACCUCUGGCCACCCCCACUGUCCCUGGCCCUGCAGUGGCCUCCUGGCUGCAGCCCACAGGCUGAAGGAACAAUUGCUGCCUCCGGGCUCCCUGCUGUGCCUGUAGAGGGAGAGGAAGGGAUGGUGGCUGAGUCCUCUGGCUGUGUUACUGCCACCCCAGGGUCAGGGAGACCAGCCAGGUGAGGGGCACAUACACCAGCGCCCCACCCACCCAUGUGUGAGCCCAUCACUCCUAAACCCUAGGCAGACUCCAUGCCAGCUGACAGCAUGGGGAGUUAAGCCGUAGCAAUCUGGCCAUGGGGUAGGAGAGGACGCGGGGAGCACUCUGGAAUAUGGCCCUACCCAAAGUUGGGAACAACCUGAGGCACACUGCGCAAUCACUAUCCCAGACUUCCGGCACGUGUGUCACCCUUUGAGCUUUCCAAAGUGCAGUCACUGGGACAAGGCUGUUAAAUCCUCCGCAUUCUUGGAUGACCUUUAACCUGUGUGGGCAGAAUCUGGUUUCCCCAUUUUACAGAUAAGAGAACUGAACUCCAGUUCAGUUCAACUCCCCAGGACUUGCCCAGGGAAACACCGUGUUUGGUGGGAACGUGGCGGGGCCAGAAUGGGUCAGCAGUCCAGCUCUUUUGCCCUUUGGCACCGUGCAGAAUCCCUUAGCCUACCUCCCAGCCCCUUCCAAGUUCGCCAAGCUGGGGCAGGGGGAGGGUGGGGGACAGCUGUCUCUGGCCAGCCCAGCCGUUAGCCACCUGGGCUCACAUCCUGCUGAAUGCUUAAAACAGCCUGGCAAGGAAGCCUGCCUCUGGGUUUUGCAUUGUCUGCUGUGCAGCCGGGGACUGCUGUUACCUGUGGCUUUUGUGGUGGGAGAGGAAGGGGAGGAGUUGAGGUGGCGGCGGGGACGUGAGGCUCCCAGAAGCUCAGUUGGGGAGCACAUGUGUUUGAGAACGUGCAAGUGAGCAUGCGUGUGCGUACGUGGAUUCGCAUGAAUGCCACGCCCAGCCAACCACCUCCUGUGCUAAAGGACGGGUAGCCUUGUGGACCGGAUGAGGGGAGCCCCACGCUGGAGGACUUGGCAAAGGUGGUCACGGAAAGUUGGGGCCAGCAGAAGGGGAGCAGGGUCUGGGGAGGAGAGAAGCAAGUCUCUGGGGCAGAGACGGGCCCACCAGGCCUAGCUUGCCGAGCGUGAGGGUGACCUGUGACAGUUAUCACCACCGAUACUUGCACCCAAAGGCCACAGCUCUGAGCCAUCCUCACUGACAGCCUGUAACACCCAACAGUGGGCCUCUGUUUGCUGAGUCAUUUGUUCCCCCACAGGCUCGCCCCACAAAGACAGCUGCUCAUAAUAAAAUUAGUCGCCAUCGUCGCCGCCAUCAUCAUCAUCAUCAUCAGAGCUACCAUCCACUGAGUGUUUACUAUGUUCCAGGCACUGUGCUUUACAUGCAUUCUUUUACAUUUUUCAAAAUUUUAUUGUGGUAAGAACAUUAAACA